Molecule: messenger RNA, 2372 nt
Organism: Medicago truncatula (barrel medic)
Lineage: Eukaryota; Viridiplantae; Streptophyta; Magnoliopsida; Fabales; Fabaceae
Product: oligopeptide transporter 2
Exons: 6
Coding region: 126-2306 (726 amino acids)
Biological process (GO): transmembrane transport
Molecular function (GO): oligopeptide transmembrane transporter activity
Source: RefSeq, a predicted model, not a curated record
ACGAAGAAUGAGUGUGGAAAAAAUGGAAGCCUGAGAGACAAAUGAGCCAUUAAUACUAUUUUUUUGUUGUGCACAAUCACGUAACGUAGCUCCCCUCAAAAAAAAAAAAAAACACGUAACGUAGCAUGGCUUACGGUGUUAUCGAGGACGACGUUUCACCUAUUGAGGAGGUUCGGGCGGUGGUGUCAAACGAGGAUGACCAGAACCUCCCGAUAUGGACGUUCCGUAUGUGGACGAUGGGAAUUAUCUCGGUGGUGUUGCUUUCUUACAUAAACACAUUUUUCAUUUACAGAACCCAACCAUUAACGGUUACAAUGAUAACAAUUCAGGUUGCAACGCUUCCUAUUGGUCGAUUCAUGGCUAAGGUGCUUCCUACAAAAAAGUUUCGGAUCAUUGGUUUUGGAGAGAGAGAGUUUUCGUUAAAUCCGGGUCCUUUUAACGUGAAAGAGCACGUGCUUAUUUCCAUGUUUGCAAAUGCUGGUGCUGCGUUUGGGAGUGGCACUGCUUAUGCUCUCAGUAUUGUUGAUAUCAUUCGUGUAUUUUAUUACAGGAAGAUUACCUUUCUUACCAGUUGGAUUCUUGUUCUCACUACGCAGGUAUUAGGGUAUGGAUGGGCUGGGAUAAUGAGGAAGUACGUGGUGGAUCCGGCGGAGAUGUGGUGGCCAUCCACUUUAAUGCAAGUUUCUUUGUUCAGGACUUUACAUGAAAAGGAUGAGAAUCGCAUGUCAAAAGGGAAGUUCUUUUUGAUUGCACUUAUGUGCAGCUUUGCAUGGUAUGUGGUUCCAGGCUACCUCUUUGCCACCUUAUCAAUUAUUUCAUGGGUUUGUUGGAUAUUCCCUAAUUCAGUAACAGCACAUCAAAUUGGAUCUGGGAAGAAUGGCCUUGGUUUGGGUUCCUUUUCUCUUGACUGGACCACUAUUGCUUCAUUCCUUGGGAAUCCACUUGUUACCCCUAUCUUUGCAACGGUUAACAUCCUUGUUGGCUACAUUUUAUUAAUCUACAUUCUUAUUCCAACGGCUUAUUGGGGAUUUAAUCUCUAUAAUGCCAAAAACUUCCCCAUAUACUCUAAUGAACUAUUCAGUGCUCAAGGUGUGAGAUACAAUGUGACAGCUAUUGUGAACAACAAGUUUGAGAUAGAUAUGGAUGCAUAUAAUAAUCAAGGUCACAUUAAUAUGAGUAUCUUCUUUUCUAUUUCCUAUGGUAUUGGCUUUGCUGCCAUUGUCUCUACACUCACUCACGUUGCCAUAUUUAAUGGAAAAGAUAUAUAUCAUCAACUUCAAUCUUCCCGAACUGGAAAGGAAGACAUUCACACAAGAUUGAUGAAGAAGUAUAAAGACAUACCUAAUUGGUGGUUUCAUGUUACGCUUGUGGUUUCAUUUUUACUUGCACUUGCAUUGUGUAUUUUCAAGAAAGAAGAGAUACAAAUGCCAUGGUGGGCUCUCAUCUUUGCUUCUGGACUUGCACUCAUUUUUACUCUUCCCGUUGCCAUCAUAACUGCCACCACUAAUCAGACUCCAGGUUUGAAUGUUAUUACUGAGUACAUUAUGGGUGUGAUUUUACCCGGCCGACCAAUAGCCAACGUUUGCUUCAAGACCUACGGGUAUAUGAGUAUGUCUCAAGCUAUUUCCUUUUUAUCUGAUUUCAAGUUAGGACAUUACAUGAAGAUCCCACCAAGGUCAAUGUUCAUAGUUCAGAUUUUAGGUACUCUUAUAGCUGGAACAGUGGAUGUUGGUGUGGCAUGGUGGUUGCUAGGUUCAAUAAAGAACAUAUGCCAUGAAGAUCAACUUCCCAAAGGUAGUCCAUGGACAUGCCCAAAUGACAACGUGUUCUUUGAUGCCUCCGUUAUAUGGGGUUUGGUGGGACCAAGAAGAAUUUUUGGGCCACUAGGAAACUACGAAAAGCUGAACUGGGCCUUCCUAAUUGGACUACUGAGCCCAAUAAUCAUAUGGGCCCUAAUAAAAGCCUUUCCCAGUCAAAAAUGGAUAUCAUACAUUCACAUUCCUGUUCUGCUUGGUGCAACUGCAAGUAUGCCACCAGCUAGCACAGUGAAUUUCAAUUCAUGGAUUACUGUUGCAGUUAUAUUUAACUAUUUUAUCCACAAAUAUCGUAAGAAGUGGUGGGAGAGAUACAAUUAUAUUCUUGCUGCUGCUUUAGAUGCUGGAUUGGCUUUCAUGACUACUCUUCUAUACUUUACGGUUAGUAGUGGUGGUAUAAGUUUGAAUUGGUGGGGACAAGAUGAGCAUUGUCCUCUUGCUACAUGUCCUACUGCUAAAGGCAUAGUUACUGAUGGUUGUCCUACAUUUUGAUACCAUUAGUCCCCUUUUAUAAUUUAGAUUUAGAUGCUCUCAUCAUGUAUUUCAUUUAUUUACUUC